AGUUUCCUCGACGUGGUUGAAUUUUGCCGGCAAGAAUUUCGUCAUUUACCAUUCAUAAACCCUCUGUUCAAACCUUGACGUCUUAAAGGUAAAGACUUCUAUUACAGAAGAAUUUUCCCUCCCUUUUGUGGUGCCUUCUGUAACUACUGACGUACGUUUUCCCGUCUUUUCAGUUCUGGUUGACCGACAAAUUUUAUUAGACAUGGGUGCAUUUGCCAGCUUGUUCAAGGGUCUCUUUGGCAAGAAAGAGAUGAGAAUUCUCAUGGUUGGUCUUGAUGCCGCUGGGAAAACAACGAUUCUUUACAAGCUCAAGCUUGGUGAAAUCGUCACAACCAUCCCAACAAUUGGUAUGCAACCGCUCCGAAGGACGCCAUUUUAAAUUUCUUGUAGUUUUGAUACGAUGCCUUGAUCGAUGGUUCGAUAUGCCUUGUUCUUUUUAUUCACUGAUCCACGUCAAUUGAAAAGUACCACUUUCAAUUUUUGUUUAUAGGUUUUAACGUAGAAACAGUUGAAUACAAGAAUAUCAGUUUUACAGUGUGGGAUGUCGGCGGCCAAGACAAAAUUAGACCACUAUACGUAAACUUAAUUAACUCACUUUUCGGUUUUCUUCUUAAAGCCUGGUUUUCAUAUGUAGGGUAAAUCCCAGACGAUACGGGAUUUUACUGGAAGAGAUAUGUCAGGAAACUGUAUGGUCAUUUGACCCCUGGGUACUCCGGGUUUGAAAAUUUGCGGGCAAACCCAAAAAAAAAAUUUCAAGGGAUCAAAAUCCUUGUCAAAACUUGAAAUCCAGAGAAAAUUUAUUCGCAGAACUACGCAGCCGGGAUAUGUUGGAACUGUCAGAUCACAAAUCUUCUUCGUUUUGGUUUGCACCCAAAAAAGUCAAAAUUUCCAACCCCAAAAAUCUGGAAAAUUUCAAACCAAAAAAAACUUUGAUCAUCCCCUAAGUAACCUUUAGCAUGGCUUAAAGAACGAGAUAUAUUACAUAUUUAAUGACUCUAAAGUAGAGGCUAAAUAGCUGGGGCAAACAGACUUGGGGGUGAAAUGACUGGUUACCAUCUGCCCCAGAGGGUAUCUGGUCACCUCACCACUAAACGAACUAGGCACCAACAAAAUUGCCACCAAGAAUAGGGUCCCAAGUAUACAUAACAAAUGAAAAGAAUGAUCAUGAAAAGAAAUUUUCUCUGAACUAUUACUUAAUCAUAUUUCAAAGAAAUGACUGGUGGUUGUGAAACUUUGCUGCCAGUUUUUUAAGUGAUUGUGUGGAAGGCAUGUAUAGGUAGGUAUUCUGGGAAUUUGUGCAUCUUGCAAGAGUGUUGUGACACCUUUUUUUGUACUUUGCACAUCAAUCUCUCAAAUGAAUAUUAUACUAAGAAGCAAAAAAAAACUCAGCUGUUUUUUUUCCUGAUGGCUGGUGUUACGCAAUAAAUAAUUAUAAAGUUUAUCGAAAACUUAUUUUUGUGCUCAUUAUGAGGGUUAUGAUCGGUUGGUAAAUGAAACCAGUACUCUUAUUUCUUAACUUAGUGAUGAGAAAAAGACAACAAAUGUUGCUUGCUGGUAGGGCAAACUGUGAUCAAAGGAGACUGGCCUGAUGGGUCGCUUCACUAGCCCGGGCUAUCAGAGAGAGCUUUAGUCGAGCCCUACUUUUGUCUUUUGCGGGUCAUUUGGAAACAAUAACUAAAAGAAUUAAAUUACUAUGUCUACCAAUCGGCACUUGUUGGUCAGAUCCCAGACAAUUCUACGUCAUCAGUGGGGAAUGAUGGCGCAGAAUGGCAGAUGUGUCUCCCAUGAAACAUCCCCAGCAGCCAGGAGUGAAGAGAGAUGGCUCUAUUUGCGGGGGGGGCAUUUUGAUUUAUGUGAGGAACAGGGCUCAAAGUUAGCAACUAACUGGUCGCGUAUGCGACUGGAUUUUUGGUUGUGCGCCUAAAAAUUCAAGUGUAAGCGCACCUGUGCGCCGUAAAACCCAAAGCACAGUGUGACUGACUUACUUCCGACUAUACUUACGAACUCAAACUAGAAAGACAGUGUAUGUUUAAUUGGUCUUUUCUCCCAAUGGAUUCUACGAACUCGAAUGUUCGUUUUCAUUUUGAUGUCUUACUCCAUCCCAGACUGCUCUGUUUUGUAAUAAACACCGCUGACACAUGCAAAUAUAUGCUACGAAUGAAACACGUACUUUUUGCACAACGAACGAUCAUGUCGAACGUUCAGUUUUAAUGUCAAUCAAAACAAAAACAGUAUGGAUUAAGAGCCUUUUUUCCAGGUAAGAAAGUUUGUUAAGUCGUAUUCCAGGUACAUGUAAGUCAUUGCACAUUUAACAAAUUCAUUAUAAGAUUAAUUUUCAUUCUCGUUCGACACACUCAUUGUUGUCAGUUUUGAAUUGUUUUUCAAGUGUAAGUUUUCUUUAGUCACAACUGUACUGUCAAAAAGAGAAAUUAGUAUUAAAAAUCACAACGGUAUUACUGCGUAGCAAAUCGGCUGUGUUUUAUCAAUCACAGGACUGAAGUAAAAGUAACAAACUGAAGAUGACAAAUAAACGUGGCACUGUUAAGCUUUUUACUUUUUCUUUUGAAAUAGAUGCUCCCAACAUUAUAAGCUGCGCUCCUAAAAUUUUCAGCUGUGCGCCUAAAAUUUCGGCAGUGCGCCUAAAAAUUUACAUCUGGUAGCACAAGUGCUCCCAAACUCAAAUUUAAACUUUAAGCCCUGAGGAAAGGCUGUAGCUAAGAAGUGGAAUGAUUGGGACCAAGUGAAAACCUUUCUCGCUUCUGUAACCAAUAUUCCCGAAAGCAUAAAUUUUAGUUUUCAUGUGCCGGGAAUACUCACUGACCAUUCCCCAAAUCUGGGAUACAUCCGGAAACUAUCGAUACUUCUGACUGCCCCAAUGCCCCGACCAUCCCAGAUCACUAGGGAUAUCUACUGAUUUCAGUGUUCAUUAGUCAGCAGAAGCCGGAAUGGUUGGGAAAAAGUGAAGUUCUCAAUCUGUUUGGGAUUAUUCUCCAAUAAAACUAGCCAGGUUUUCCCUACAUUGGGAAAAUCCCAGACGAUAAACUAUUUUGCUGUUUGUAAAGGGUUUUUUUAUCGUUUGUCUCACAAUGGUCACUUAAAUAUUGAUCACAAUUUUUUGACUGCUAUGUUUAAUUGUUCUCUUGCCUGCAACAGUACCAUUAUGAUUUCCACUUAUUUAAUAGUUUACAUUUCAAAUGCUGACACUGACGUCGUCCUUAUCUCGUGUUUAGGGCUAAUCUUUGUUGUGGAUAGUAAUGAUCGUGAACGAGUUGGGGAAGCUAGGGAAGAAUUAAACAGGAUGUUAAAUGAAGAUGAACUCAGAGAUGCUAUUCUUCUCGUUUUUGCAAACAAACAGGUAAAACUGUAAAGAGGAAAAUGGAGCAGUUUCUGCAUGACAAAUGUGUGCAUUGCACAUGUAUGACUUUGUAACAUGAAUCAUAUGCACGUAUGGAUAAACAUUUACAGAAUUUUAAUAGGCAAUCUAUUAUUAGCAUGAACGUCCCUAAAGUUAAUGAAUCAUUUAAGUUUAAUUGCCUUAUGCUGAAUUAACAUGUUUUACCUAUACUGACCAUUGAAGAAGAAAUCUGCAUAGUUGUAGGGAUUAAAAACUGUUGCAUUUAAACUUCAAUAAAUUAUUGCUUUCAGCUCUCACACACUGUAGCUAAAUUAAGUGUCCUCCUUAAUUACAUAGAUGUAUUCCUUUCACUACUUAUUUUCUCUAUGUUAACAGCAAAUCACAAAAUUUCACCCUUGGGGAGUUCAAAUAAUUUUGCUUUGUUUACGCACAUGUUUUCUUGAAUUCUUCUGUGUGACUCACAGUCCUUAAUUGUUAUGUAUGUUUUUUUCAGGAUUUGCCAAAUGCCAUGAAUGCUGCCGAAAUUACUGAUAAGCUAGGCCUGCAUAGCUUACGAAAUCGUCAAUGGUACAUUCAAGCAACUUGUGCAACAAGCGGUGAUGGUUUAUAUGAAGGACUUGACUGGCUUUCUAAUCAGCUGAAAAAUGCAAAGUAACAUAACUGAAUCACAACGAAAUAAUAAUAGGUAGAAGGUUACUCUGGCCGUGAAAACUCCAAAGUUCCUUACGUCAAAGAAAAAUUACAGUCCUUACUUUAUUUUCUGAGCAGAUUACAUGUAUGUUAUUUUACUGGCCCCGAAUGUUCAAAAGUUGGAUAGCGCCCUCCACUGGGGAAGUCACUACCUAGUGGAUGAAUAGUGGGACAAACAGUUGCACUAUCCACUGGAAAGAAAUUCAUCCAUUAGAUAGUGUUAUCCACCUUAUGAACAACUGCGGCCUGAUGUUUUGUGUUGUUAAUUGGUUUGAGAGUUCACAACACGAGGCUUUCAAGUUUUAGUUAGUUUUUUUGUCAGAUAUGUACAGUACAAGGCAAGGUUCCUUUUAAGCCCCAAAAGUGAUUGACAUCGAUUUUUGUACUAACAGUGUUAAUACAUAACCAAAAGAAAAGGUCAAGAGUGCUAAUAAAAUGGUCGCAAAGAGGAAAAAUGCUUUGAUCUUUCAUUAAAAUAAUUAUCUGAACUAAUUCUGUAAGAAAAUGUAUGGAGAUCAGUCUGGAGAUUUUGUUUGUGGAUGUUGGGACUUAAAAGACUGAGCCAACUUCUGCCAUCAGGAGUUGGCCACCAAAUUUAGGUACUGUUUAAAGAGUGAGGAGGAGUGUAUUAUCAGGUUUAAAAACUGAAGCCGAGAGUUUUAACACCUGAUAAUACACGACUGCGAGUCUCUCGAAUGGCUUCAAAAUCUCUGAUAUAGAUCAACUCAUUCUUGGGGUUAUAUUUAUAUUUGGGAUUAUUUUGGUCUAAAAAAUCAGUCGUAAAGUUAAGUCGCGUCUAUCAGAGAUAAAGACACUCAUUAAAGAUUAACUUCUUUUGUUUUUUCUGUAUGAAUUAUUAACGAGUUUUUGAAUGAAAUGUAAAGGACCAUUUCAGUAACAAAGCAAAUAUGUGAGAUGGAACAGCUGAAAAAAAAAAUCAAAAUUGCGGCCUGUUAGUUCUUCAGAGUUAACCUUUCAAGUGACAAGAGUGAGCAACAUCAAAUUUCUCCUUUUAUUAUACAUUGUAAUCACUAUCUGUCUUCUCAUUGGCUAAGAGCCUACAGUUAAUUUCAGAAAUCAGCGCAACCUACAGAUUAGUAGCAGAUAACUUACUAAACUGUAGGUUCUGCACACAUUCCAUUUUUCUAAGAGUAAUGUCAAACUGUGUUGCAAGCGGUGCUGUGUUUUUUCCUUAUUUUGUUCAAAGCAGUGUAUAAUAAAACAAUAGUUAUCACUGAAUUCGGGUUUUGUGAUAUGCUAAAUAAUCCAGGUCUUGGUAAGUAUCUUCAGCCUCAGCCUUCAGCUCAGCUGAUAACACUUACCUUAACCGUGGUUAGAAGAAAAGGUUAGGAGAACUUAAAGGGAAAAUGCUUUGAUCUUUUUUUUUUUCAAAUCUCUCAACCAAUUCAUUCAAUGUAUUGAGGCCAGUUUGGAGAAUUAAUAUCUGUGGUUUGUGGUUUGUAACUUUUUCAUUUUAAAAGAUUUUUGUCAUUUAAAAGCCAUUUCUUUGCACAGCCUUACAUAAUUACUUGGCAUCUAGUAAUAUAUUGGCAGACUAAUCAAAGCAGACAAAACAGAGAAAAGGAAGUUUUUUUGAAAUUUUGUGUGGUUUGCAUUUUCUAUGUUCCAUUUUCUAGCAGCUUUAUAAACUCUCCUGAUGACCUAACCCUUUGAUAACUGGAGGCACCAAGUGAUAUCAAGCUAUGAGUUAUCUCCUGCCACCAUAGUUUAUGAUUAAGUAGUAGAGGAAUUUCCUGACAUUUCUCAAGACAAUUGACCACUACAGAAAACACUGUAACAUACCAUAAUGCUCUUUGUUUGUCAUCCCAAAAUUUUGCAUAAGCAUUGUCUUCAGUUUCCCUUGGGAGUUAAAACAUGGACAUUAAUUUUGAAGCUAUUCCUACAACUCUUUCAAAAUUAUUGUUGUUUGGAGAACAAAUGUGAGAUUUUCACAGCAGUCUGAUGCUGUAUGUACAGUACUAUAAACACCAUGAUGAGUGAAAAAUCCUGCGUAGGAAUUAUGGCUUGAUUUUCUUGCCUAAAGUUUAAACACUGGAUCAUGGCUUUUUGUGCUGGGUUAUUUCAGUAGAUUCUCUUUUGUCUACAGCAAUUUAGGAUAACAAUGACUGAACAUUAAAUUUACAUUAUUUUUCAAAUGUAUGGCAAAGUCAUUUUAUUAUUCUUUGCAAGGAAUUAAUGUUAAUGUUUAAGGUAAAAUCAGAUUGAAAUCUGAAAAACAUUACAAUGUUCAUUUACUUGAGAUGCUUACCGCAACGUUUUCUGUUUUUUGACACGGCACAUAAAAAUGUUCCAAGCGCUAAAACUAUGCUUUCUCCUCGUACCACUCCUGAGAAAUCCUGCUGUAGCUGGCGUUUUUCAUGGGGUGAGAGAGAAUGGGGCGGGAAGCUCACGUAGCUUAUAUGUGCGCCCGAACAGAACCACCAGCUACGCAGUUAAUGUUUUCUUUUUUUAGCUCGUGAAUAAAAUUUUGUUUGUCUCGCGAUUUGCAAAGAAAAAUUUGCUGCAAAAUUUUGUACACAAAGAUUCACUCCACUUAGGUAGAAUCAGUGUUGAGAAAGUGGUUGUGAUACCGGUGGGACACGGUGUAGGAAUUACUUCAUCAGCCACAUAAGAGCGGUUGUGGCUGAAACGUAGCCUGCGUGGCCGGCGUUGAAAGGGGAAGGGGAAGAGGGAAUUUGGGCGCGCGAGAGAGCGUGUGGGGCGCCCUAAUUCCCUUCCCCUUCCCUUUCGAACGCCUGCCACGCAGGCUAACUGAAACGAGGAACAGGAACUGCGGCUUUCCUGAGAAGCGCGAGAGCUGGAGACAAGUGAGCUCUCCUCUUCCCAACACUCCUUUCGCCCCCGCUUUUCUUAACAAUUAACCUAUUAAAAUACCGUAAAUGACCAAAUGAACGCCUCUUAUCUAAAGCCCCAAACGGACGCAACAUUGUGACCAACAGCUCCCAACAUUGUUGGAUGUUACAUGUGUAUUUGCGUCUGUUUGCACGUAGCUUGAUAAACGCUCCCUUUAGGCUGUAAAACUUUAAUUAGAUGCCCCUCUCUACUAAACGCCCCCUGUCUAAUAGACGCCCCCUAUGAGAAUUACUCCAAAAUCCUAUGAAGCAGCACAGGGCACCCGCACAAUGUGUGUGGGCUCCUUGUGAUUUACCGUUAGUAUUCCCUAUAAAUAAAUAUUAAACUAGGGUAUCUAAAAGAUAGUAAUGCUGCGGCACAUUCUGUUGAUACGGGCAUUAGUUAAGCAGUGAGAAUUAAAAGAAUCGAAAAUGACAUUGAAUGUCCUAUUUACAUGUAUAAUUAAUAUCAGUCUAUAGAAAGAACUCGUGGGAACGUUGUUUAGAAAAUGAUCAAGUGGUUAUCAACUCUGGUUUUCCCACAGUAAAUUGUAGGAAAUAAUAGAAAUUCAGAUUGUUUAUCCAUAUAUUUAAUAUACGGUGCACGAUAUUUCUCUGGAAACACAAUACUUUUCUUGCUGUUUGUUGCACUUUAUUAAGUAACAGUUAUUUAGCUAUAUAUUUAUAGAAAACAACAACACAAAAAACGGAAAAAAAGGAAGUAGGAAUAACUAAGUCGGUAGGACUCGAACCCGGCACCUUCGACUCGACGCGACUACACCUAACCACUACACCACAGAGGCUGAUUACAAAGUCAUCAGGAAAAGUCUUUCACUUUAUUCCUUUUCCUUGAAACUUCCGCCGGCAAGAUGAUCGCCGCAUUAACCGAGCUUUUAACAGUGAAUAUACAAUGUAAACGCAUAUUCCAAGGCAAUAAAUGAAUGAAAGAACAUAAUUAUGCUUUUCAAAACGCCGAUACACGUCCUCGUCUGCAAAGUAGGACACAAAACAUAUGCUUUGUUAUCUCGAUUUCCGCUGUUAUUUUGAAGCGAAUGGUCCAAAUCACAUCCAUUUUCGGCUCAUACAGUUUCUUAAGAAUAGCAUUGCAUGACAUUUUCUCACUUUCACAUCACCUUCUAGCCAGCUGGAAUUUGUAUAUCCCCCGUGUUGCGGAGUCGAAGAGCAAAUGCUCAUCUUCUCGUCACGGUUUAACACCUGGACGAGUCAAAGGCUCUUGAAUUGAAAUCCAAUCCCCAAGUUAACCAUCGUACUCAUCUGAAAGACUCCUGCGUGUCUUAAAAUUUGGUGAGACCUCUAACCGUGCUGUAGAAAAUUUGUCACAAAGAAAACUCUAAGUCUGUGCAGCUAACGAUGCACUCUCUCACCCACCGAACUUCCCCGUGUUUUUAUUUGAGUUGUUAGUGGCGCAAUGCACUCUGGUUAAAUGCAAUGCAUUGUGGUAAAAAGUGUGGUUAAAUGCAAUGCAUUGUGGUAAAAAGUGAUGAAUUCGAGAAUUCGUCGCCCCUUAUAUAUUUCCUUUAAAUCCUGAUUAUGUUGCUGCUCGCUCCCUUCGGUCGCUCCGCAGCAAUAAACGUUGAAUUGCCUUAACUGUGGUAUAUUGUCGUCCUUUUGCCUCACAAGCGGUUUUUGGAGCAAUUUUGAAGAAUUCCUAAUAAUGUUCCUAAUAAUAGAACGACAAGGGAGGAAUCCUUUUUUAGAAAGGGCUCCCGCGCCGGAGCGAUUUUCCCCCAGAAAAUCGUAUCGCUCCUCUUUCAAACUUCGCAGCGUUAAAAGAUUCACGCUUCUCCUCGUACCUUUCGAUUGAAAAUCCAUCCAAAAGGUCCUGAGCUAGCCCUCGAAGAAAAUUAAAAUCCCACUGUUAAGUUUUUGAACAAAAUAGAAAAACUACCGUAAAAUUCCGAAAAUAAGUCCCUCCACGUAUAAGCCCCUCCACAUAUAAGUCCCCCAAACCAGUAACUCAAAAAACCCUCCGUUAAAUCGCCCCUCCAAAUAUAAGUCCCCCGAGGGCUUAUACUUGGAAAAUUGCUGUCAAAUACAAAGUAAAACAAAGCAAAAACGUUAAAUUUACUUCCAACUAUAAGGCUAGCCCCAAUCGAUUUUGAAACGCAAAUUUCCCUCCGUAGAUAAGCCCCUCCGUAGAUAAGCCCCUCCGAAUAUAAGCCCCUCCAAAAAUAAGCCCCCCAAAAAGGGCCUUUGAAAAAUAUAUGCCCAGGGGCUUAUUUUCGGAAUUUUACGGUAUCAAGGCAAAAAGGGAAUAAAGGUAUGCGGUUCCAAUAUUUUGGCUAACAAAAUUAGCCUUCAUUAGGGCCAGAGCUACACUCUAGUGAUAGGCAGAAAAAGACAAUAGGCGAAAAGUGCAGUCUUCCAAAAACAACAUUAUAAGGGUCGACAUACGGUGCUAUCGGUAUUUUCCUUGAAAUUCUUCCAUUGUCUUUUUACUUCUGCAGCUCAAGCUCAGUUGAACUGAACAGCUUGGUAUUCCUGUGGUACAACCCGUGACUUCUCAUACGGCAUGCAUACCUAAGAGGUCGCCUCCAUUUCCUCCGUAACAAGCGUCGGGUAGAACGUCAACUUUGCUAGUCAUGGGUGCUUUCGCUAGCUUGUUCAAGGGUCUUUUUAGCAAGAAGGAGAUGAGAAUUCUCAUGGUUGGUCUUGAUGCCGCCGGGAAAACGACGAUUCUUUACAAGUUGAAGCUUGGUGAAAUCGUUACAACCAUCCCAACAAUUGGUAAGUUAACGUUAUGUUACUCUUCGGGGGUUAUUCCACGGAUCAUGUUAUUAUAUCAGUCAUGUAACACGUUUGUCAACUUUUGUUUGCAGGAUUUAACGUAGAAACAGUUGAAUACAAGAACAUUAGUUUUACAGUGUGGGAUGUCGGAGGCCAGGACAAAAUUAGACCACUUUGGCGACACUACUUCCAAAACACCCAAGGUAGUAAAAUAUAGUUUACGACCAUUAUUUCUUUGAUUCGCUUUGUACUUUGCAUUUAGUAGCUCAUUUUUGCGAAUUGGCAGAUAAGCACUCUUGUAUGUAUUGUUUAGGUCUAAUAUUCGUUGUGGAUAGCAAUGAUCGUGAACGAGUGGCAGAAGCAAGGGAAGAAUUAAGCAGAAUGUUGAAUGAAGAUGAACUCAGAGAUGCUGUUCUUCUCGUAUUUGCCAACAAACAGGUACAAAAUUAUCAAGAAAAAACCUAAAACUACAACAAACGAUAUCAUAAAAAUGUCGAAUCCUGUUCCUUUAAUGUUUUAUUAUAUCAACUGUUUAAUGUUCCUCCACUACCCUAUUUAUUAAAGAGCAAGAGGUUACGAGGGAUAUUCAUACAAAGUUCAUUUCUGAUGGAUUCUAACCUUCGUCCGGAAUUUUUUUUUAAUGGAUCUUGUCUUGCAGCCAAGUGUUUUCAUUAAUUACAUAUGGCAAUAAGGAAUAAAUACAUAAGUCGUAUAAACAAUUACUGCUGGUUUGUACAUAAUGUCACGUCGGCAAUGUUGGAGGUCAAGGACAAAAGCUUUUCCCUCCCCUGGGAACUAACUCUAUUUUCAUGUAAAUUCUUUGAGAAAAAAUUCUAUUCGUAUAGACCCCCUUGUCGCGUGGUUGCAAGCCAAGAAUUAUUAUAUAGUCAAACCUCCAUAUGUGACCACCUCCUAUAAGCGACCACCUAUCCCUAUCCAAAACACCAAGACUUUCCCAGUCAAAGCCUUCCAGUUGGAACCUCUUGUCAACGACCACCUCCUGUAAGGAACCGCGAGCAUUAUCUGGGGUUUAUGGUUUAAUGACUUUCCACCUUUUUAACGUCUUGUAAGUGACCACAUGAUGAUUUGUCUGAUCUCUUAUGUUCGCAGUGUGUACUAUGCUACUUUGAAUUAUAUACAAAGAAUUUUAGAAUCAACGUGGAACUCCACAUGAAAUUGCAUGCAAUUAAUUAUUAACCAUAAAGAUGAUGUGUCCAAACGUCUUCUCGGAAAAUACCCCUGUGGUUAGAUUCUUGUAAGCGACCACUAGGUCUUCGCAUCUUGGGUGGUCGCUUACAGGAGGUUCGACUGUACUAGUAAUGAUAAUCAUAAAGACAUCAGUGUUCUCUGCACAGUUGCAUGCCUAGGGACCCUCCUGCUGGAAAAUAGGGGUCCUCAAAGAUACUUCAGGGGGACAAAGUUAGUUUAAUUGGACAGUGCAAAAUGCAGACUGCAGAUGAUUGUUUUCAGAGUUAGAAAACAAUGGUACUAUAGUUGUCAUGUUCUCAUUUGCAUGGUGAAAACAAUGGUCUGCAGCAGUCUGCCAUCUGCAUUUUGUACUGACUGUUAUUCUAAUCUACUCUACUCUUGUCUGUUAUCAGUGAACAUCAAGAACAAGAGCCCACGAUCUUAAUAGUCUGUAGUCAGUGCGCUAUGAGUGACCCUAACAAUGUUUUUGUUCAACCUUUUUGGAACAGCAGUGGUAUCAUUAUGCUUACAUUAUUUAUUAUUAUUCUUUUUUAGGACUUACCAAAUGCAAUGAAUGCAGCUGAAAUAACGGACAAAUUAGGCUUGCAUAGCUUAAGAAACCGUUCGUGGUACAUCCAAGCAACGUGUGCAACAAGCGGAGAUGGAUUAUAUGAAGGUCUUGAUUGGCUUUCCAAUGAGUUGAAAAAGAGAAAAAACUAAAAGUAAAAGUUAGAAAAAGUUUAUAUGCAACAAGAUACAUUUGGGAAUGGCCAUUGGGCUGAAAACAGUGAAAACAUUCAUUGACACUAAAACAACUGUGGUUGUAGCCUGUUCCAGGGUCUUAGAUAGUGGGGAUGACGCAUAAGUAAAACACACUUGAAAGUAUGAGUGCGUGAUAUGGGAAAAGGGAGCAGUGGUGGGAAAAAGAAAGGAUGUGACCUUUCCCGCCCUUCCUCUUCCCAGUUUCCUCCUGUUUUAUUUUCAUGUUUGCGCCUUCUCAAUUUCGUAGACCCAAUUAUCUCAGAGCCUGGAACAGGCCACUGUGAUUUCUCUCAUUAUUACUUUCAAUUUCAUGUAUGUAAGCCAUCCAUUUUCUUACAUUGUACUUAGAGAUUGUUCUGUUUGUGUACUUUUGUGACGCACUGUACUUGUGGACAAUUUAUUUCAAAAAGAUCGAAUGGAUGUUUAUGUGAUGUUGAGUAAAAAUAAUUAUUCAAAACCAGUUUUGGGCAAUCUUUCAACUCUUAAGAACAUUUGGUUCAUUGCAGUGUUGUGAGAGUGUUAAAGCUAAU
Messenger RNA from Porites lobata, 12125 nucleotides. The record is from the annotation of a GenBank genome assembly. NCBI's taxonomy places the organism in Eukaryota, Metazoa, Cnidaria, Anthozoa, Scleractinia, Poritidae.